Messenger RNA from Oryza brachyantha (malo sina), 1974 nucleotides. Its product is annotated as probable GTP diphosphokinase CRSH2, chloroplastic. Gene Ontology annotation, molecular function: calcium ion binding. The record is from RefSeq and is a predicted model, not a curated record. Lineage: Eukaryota; Viridiplantae; Streptophyta; Magnoliopsida; Poales; Poaceae. Bases 78 to 1766 code for a protein of 562 amino acids. Gene Ontology annotation, biological process: guanosine tetraphosphate metabolic process. The transcript has 3 exons.
GCAGCCAAGCACAGUAUAUAUACACGCUACUAGCUAGGAUAAGUAUAGUAGCUUAGCUAGCCUCCAGCGAGGAGACGAUGGCGAACGCCGGUGGCAAUGUCGACGUCGUCGUCGCCGCCGACCCGGCUGCCGCUGUGGUGGCGCCUGACCUCGAGCAACACGCGACGGCGCCGCGGCUCACCCCGGCGGGCAGCGGCGGGCGGCUGGUGGCGGAGCUGCUCGGCGUGUUCAACGGGCUGACGGAGCGGAUGGGGGAGGACGUGGCGACGUCGUCGUCGUGGAGCCUGCUGUUCCGGGCGCUCAAGCUGGUCCUGCCCGCCCUCCGCGACGCCGCCGGCGGGCGCUCCCUCCCCCGCGCGCUCAUCGUCGCCGCCUCCCUCGCCGACCUCCAGAUGGACGCGGAGGUCAUCUCGGCGGGGAUCGUGAGGCAGGCGAUGGACGCCGGGGCGGUGACCAUGGCCGACGCCGAGGCGCAGCUCGGGCCCGGCGCCGCCGCGCUGCUCCGCGAGAGCCUCGGCGUGAAGAGUGCGCCGUCGCGGGUCGACGUCGCCGACGAGGACGCUGCGAGCGCGGUGCGGAAGACGAUCCUCUCCAUCUACGACAUCCGCGCCGUCAUCCUGGAGCUCGCCGUCAGGCUCGACGCCAUGAAGCACCUCGACGGCCUCCCCAAGCACCAGCAGCGAACCACCUCGCUGGAGGUGCUCAAGGUGUUCGCGCCGCUGUCGCACACCGUCGGCGCCACCGAGCUGUCGCUGGAGCUGGAGGACCUCUCCUUCUGGCGCCUCUACCCGCAGGCGUACGCCCAGGUCGACCAGUGGCUGAGCGGCCAAGAAGACGACUGCAAGCGCGUCCUCGCCGCCUCCAGGGAGGAGCUCCUCCAGGCGCUCGCCGCCGACGAGGAGCUCCGCCACGCCGUCGACGGCAUCGACAUCGAGGGCCGGUACAAGAGCCGGUUCAGCGCCAUGAAGAAGCUGGUGAAGGACGGCCGGCGGCCGCAGGACGUGCACGACAUCCUCGGCAUGCGCGUGAUCCUGGACCCUCGCCCCGGCGGCGAUGGCGGCGACAGGGCUUGCCUCAGGACGCACGAGGUGAUCAAGGGCAUGUGGAACGACGUGCCGGCGAGGACCAAGGACUACAUCACGCGGCCAAAGAGCGACGGGUACCGGAGCUUGCACGUCGCCGUCGACAUGAGCGAGCCGGGGCCGGAGGGCAAGAAGAGGCCGCUCAUGGAGAUCCAAAUACGCACCAAGGAGAUGAACCAUGCCGCCCUUUUCGGCCAUGCCCUCUACAAAGGAUGCCUCGCUGAUCCUGGAGAGGCAAAAAGGCUCAAGGACAUCAUGCUGGCGGCGGCGGAGGUCGCCGCCCAGCACCUCCGGGACGACCCCGCCGGCGGCGACCAAACCGGAGCCACCGUCGCCUCCGCCCUCGCCGCCAGCGCCGGCAACGUCGAGCGAGCUUUCCGGCUGCUCGACAAGAACGGCGACGGGAGGAUCAGCAUGGAGGAGCUGACCGAGCUCAUGGAGGACCUCGGCGCCGGCGGGCAGGACGCCGUGGAGCUCAUGCGCCUCCUCGACGACAACAACGACGGCUCUCUCAGCUCCGACGAGUUCGCUCUCUUCCAGAAACGGGUUGAGCUGAAGGCGAAGCUGGAGGACAAGGACGAUGAGUACAAGGAGAUCCUGAAGCAGAAGCUGCAGACGGUCGACGACAUGGGACUCAUCCACGUCUACCGCAAGAACCUCAGCGACAAGCUGGUCUCCGGCUGAUCGAAUGAGCUGCAAAAUCUUCCAAGAAUUGAUCGAUUUGAUUGUCAUUUUUCAGCCACGGUUUGAAGUUCAAAUUAAACGAGUGGAAAUAUAUUGUUGAUGUUUCGUAUCUUAUGAAUUCCUUCUAAUGGAAAUUGUAGGACUGUAAUAAGUUGUUUGGAUGCUGAAUUGUACGGUACCAAAUGCUAAAAAAAAGGGUAAAAUUGCA